Molecule: messenger RNA, 1756 nt
Organism: Pelagomonas calceolata
Lineage: Eukaryota; Pelagophyceae; Pelagomonadales; Pelagomonadaceae
Source: the annotation of a GenBank genome assembly
ACUAGGCAUCCAGCAAGUCGAAAAGGUCACAAGCCGUGUAGCGCUCGCUACAGCUUGCGCUAGUCUUCGCAGAGCUUUUAUCGAGACCCGCGCUGGGCGGGAGCUGGCGAGCUGCAAAAGCGCUGAAAGCGAGCCGUAUAAUAUUGCCUACAAGGCACUCUCAGCAAUUUGAUCAAAGAGCUGCAGGAAUGGCGAACGAGACACCUGCGGUGCGCGAAACUCUGUCGAGGGAUGCUGAGUUACUCGAACCCUUGGCCUCGGAGGCGGCGGCGGAGGCGCCGCCGAUGGCGCCCGCCUUCGUCAUGGGGCCCGACGGCCUGAUGUACCCGGCGCCGCCCGCCUACGACCCCUACGCGGCUAUGCCCAUGUACGGCGGGCCCAUGUACCCCGGCGCCUACGCGCCGCCGCCUCCAAUGGCGCUCGCGCCGCCGCCGCCGGACACAAUCUUCCAGGGCACGGUGACGAACUUCGGGAACUUUAACAAGGACGGCAGGGCCUCCAGGCACUGCUACGGGUUCAUCAAGAUCGACCAUUCGGGGAAUGAGGUCUUUGUGUCGGAAGAGGACGCGCCGGACGGUUACUUGUCGCAGGGCGACCGCUGCAAGUUUAGAAUUGUCGACGCGAGAACGAAGAACCGACGGACGGGCGCGCCCCAGUGGAAGGCCACGGACGUCGUCUGCAUCCAGCGGGCGGAGUUCAUGGGCCCGAUCCAAAUCAAGGCCAUCGACCGCGAGCUCGUGGAUCUUGUCGAAGCGAACGGCGGCGAGAUGCGCGUCACGCGCUUAGCUGAGCGAUACGUGGAACGCCACGGCAAGCCCCUCGACGUCAGGGCCGUCGGCUACAAAGAUCUUAGGCAGUUUGUCAUGAGUUCACGAAGGUUGAUUUACGACCCCAGAGUCAGCCCCGGGGAACCCACCCUCGGCGGCCUCGUUCGCUUGGCGCCUGGCUCGGCUAAGCAACGAGAUGCGGAGCUCAAGGCGCGCGAGCAGGCGCUGAUAGAGCGGGAGGAGGCCCUGGCGAAACGCGAGGCCGACGCGCGCGACUUCCCGCCGCUCAAGAGUUCGCCGGCGGCGCCACGGGAGCCCGGCGUCUCCGAGGCGAUGCGCCACCUCAGCCUCGAGCCGAAGCGCGACGAGUCGAAGACGGAGCCGGUACCCGCGGGCUACACGGUCGUCGCGGCCGUACUGCAGCACCUCGACGAGACGCGGCUGUUGCCGACGUUCCUGGCGCAGCAGAUCGACGACGCCGCGCUACCGUAUCUAGAGCCGACGGAUCUGAUUGAGCUCGGCGUCGCGCCGAUGACGUGUCUGGCGAUCCUGGGCGCGUCGGCCGCGGGCGGGAAGCAGAAGAAGCUGGAGACGCAGGACGUGCUGCACGACGUCGCGACUCAUCAAUCUGUGCUGGAAAAGGAGCUGGCGGAGCACCGGGCCGAGCUGCAGAGGCUACGCAUAUCGACCGCCGAGCUUCCCGAGGACAUGUGUUGCAGUAUCACCUGCGAACUGAUGAAAGAACCGUACCUAUGUGUCGGAGACUCGCACACGUACGAGCGAGUCGCUAUUGAGCAGUGGUUCGCGACUGGAGCGCGUACCUCGCCGACGACGAACGAGCGGCUCGAUAAUCUCACGCUCGUCCCGAAUCACGCCAUGCGGCGCCUCAUCUUGGCGCUGCUCGAGCGCCGCCGCGACGCGAGCGGCGCGGACGAGACGAAGGGUCCGUCUUGAGCCCUGUGCAUGUGUAUAAGAAGUGUAGUAGUCGU